Messenger RNA from Hevea brasiliensis (rubber tree), 1717 nucleotides. Its product is annotated as probable magnesium transporter NIPA4. The record is from RefSeq and is a predicted model, not a curated record. Gene Ontology annotation, molecular function: magnesium ion transmembrane transporter activity. Gene Ontology annotation, cellular component: membrane. The coding region runs from base 387 to 1427 and encodes 346 amino acids. The transcript is spliced from 10 exons. Gene Ontology annotation, biological process: magnesium ion transport. NCBI's taxonomy places the organism in Eukaryota, Viridiplantae, Streptophyta, Magnoliopsida, Malpighiales, Euphorbiaceae.
UUAUUUUUGGUAAAACAAAUUAAGAACCGCUUCUUCUUUCUACCGUCUUCCAAUCUAAGCAACCUCUCAGCUCUCUCUCUCUUUCUCUCUCUCUCUCUCUCUCCCCCCUUCGUUCUUUCUCUCUUUCUUCAGGCGCCGCACAAUCUUCAAUUUCUUCUCUCUUCAUUUUCCCUGUCUUUCUUAGAUCCAGUAGUCUAAGCUCGGUCAAGGUUACCAUAUACCACUCAUUUUGACUUACCCACAUCACAAAACUUGGAAUUUUGUAUGAAAUCGACUUCAAACUGAGUGGGGCCUUCCUUCAAAUUCUAUAUGGUGGUUUUUUUGACAUUCGGAUGAACCAGUGAAAAUUUGAGGGAUUUUGUGGGUACUGUUGCUGAGUUACAGCCAUGGCGACUCAGAGCUGGAGAGACUCCUACAAGGGUAUGUCCUCUGAUAAUAUCAAGGGGUUGGUCUUGGCUUUAUCUUCGAGCUUCUUCAUCGGUGCCAGCUUCAUUGUCAAGAAGAAGGGGUUGAAAAAAGCUGGUGUCUCUGGCAUCAGGGCAGGAAGUGGAGGGUAUUCUUACUUGUAUGAACCACUUUGGUGGGUGGGCAUGAUAACAAUGAUUGUUGGGGAAAUUGCUAAUUUUGCUGCCUAUGCUUUUGCACCUGCUAUAUUGGUCACACCCCUUGGUGCUCUGAGCAUUAUUAUCAGUGCGGUUCUUGCACAUAUUAUUUUGAAUGAGAAGCUACACAUUUUUGGAAUUCUUGGUUGUGCUCUUUGUGUUGUGGGUUCUACGACAAUUGUUCUGCAUGCUCCUCAAGAACGUGAGAUUGAAUCUGUUAAAGAAGUUUGGGAUCUUGCUACAGAACCUGCUUUUCUUUUCUAUGCAGCUUUGGUCUUAACUGCUGUGUUUAUACUUAUAUUCCACUAUAUCCCUGACUACGGCCAGACACAUAUAAUGGUUUACAUUGGAGUUUGUUCUCUUGUUGGCUCUUUGUCGGUUAUGAGUGUUAAAGCACUUGGAAUUGCUUUGAAGUUGACAUUGUCAGGAAUGAAUCAGCUAAUAUAUCCCCAAACAUGGGCUUUCACUUUAGUUGUAAUUACUUGUGUGCUUACCCAAAUGAAUUAUUUGAACAAGGCACUUGAUACAUUUAACACUGCUGUCGUAUCUCCCAUAUACUACGUUAUGUUCACAUCGCUCACCAUUGUGGCUAGUGUAAUCAUGUUCAAGGAUUGGGAUAGGCAGAGUCCAACUCAGAUUGUUACAGAAAUGUGUGGGUUUGUGACUAUCCUUUCAGGAACGUUUCUUCUUCACAAGACAAAGGAUAUGGUUGAUGGGUCAAUGUCUCUGCCUGUGCGACUCCCUAAGCACACAGAAGAGGAUGGCUACGGUGCCGAAGGCAUCCCUCUUAGGCGUCAAGAGUCAUUAAGAUCACUGCAAAUUUGAUAUAUUCAUCAGCUUGUUCUGCAAUCACUAAAGAAUUGAUAUUUUGGGGGAGAGACUAUCUGACAUCAACCUGUAUUUUAUGAGAGCACUCCCUUCAUUUUGUUUUCGGGAUACAGUCAUAGAAAUGAAGUUGAGGUUUUUCCCUUCCAUGUUUCAUUUUGGCUUCACAAAGAGUCAAGCGUUCAGCUGUUUCCUUGUAUACACUGCCCCAGUCCAUACAGAAAGAAUUGGCCAAUGUAAUUGUAAGCACAUUGGUAAUAUAUAGUGCAUCUUAGUUUCAUUUGUCACAA